Messenger RNA from Fusarium venenatum, 2628 nucleotides. RefSeq lists its product as uncharacterized. NCBI's taxonomy places the organism in Eukaryota, Fungi, Ascomycota, Sordariomycetes, Hypocreales, Nectriaceae. The record is from RefSeq and is a predicted model, not a curated record.
AUGGAAUCUUCAACUCUCUUACACAGAGAAGUGCGCGGUGCAGGCGGACUUGGUCUGGGAUGGAUCCUCGCCUUUUCUAUCGGCGGCGCAAUUCUCCUUUUUGCUGCCAUCGGAUUCCUUCUUACCUGGCGUAUCAAGGCUCGAAAUCAAACUGAUGUGACUACGGUAUAUCAAGUAUCAGAGAAUGUUGAGGAUCAUCGGCGAUCCAUUUUCAGCAAACGCCUCGUCAAGCGAAAGUACAAUGGUUCGAGAUCUCUUAGCCGUCUGUCCCUCUCACUACCGCCAGUGCUACCACCUCUUCCGACAUACAACAGCUUUACCUUCUUCGGUGGAAACAACAAACGAGGCCGAUCGAGUAGUUGGAUAGAGGAGGACAAGUUUCAUGGACCGAGAGUUAGCAGAAGUCGCAGGGAUAGUCUGUUUAGCAGAGAUGGAUGGCUUGGAAGAGCACCAACCAUUCCGACUCUUAUGACAGAUGAUGAUUUGGAAAAGGCACAAGAAGCGCAGGAGAUGGAACAAGGUAUCCAUGUGCAGAAGAGACACAGCAUCGAGACCUUGAAGCCGAGCAAGACAGCGCCAGAUUUGCCUCUUCAGGAGGAAUACAUACAAAUCAGUCCAGUGCGAGCUCCGUCAAGAGCCCGUGUGAGAGCAUCAGUGACGGACACCGAUCUCCGAGACAUUCUUCGGAGCACAGAACUACGACUUAAAGAUGGGGCGAGCCGAUCACCCAGCAAGAACUCCCGGAGCUCACCGACAAAACGGUCACCACAAAAGAUCUCAUCACUGAGAAGCACACCUCGCAAGAACUCGCCUACAAAGACUCCUCAUAGCCACAGGACUGCAUCGUCUCUCGACUCCACCAACACAACUGGAACAGUACGCAUCUGUCGAGUGCCGCCAAGUCCGAGUAAAAGAGCUACCAUCCACACAAUACCAAUGGAUGCGCAGAGUCGACAGGUUUCUGUUAGCUCCAUUGGUAGUGCCGCCAACAGCUUAUUAGCAGAGGCAGUACAAGAGCUCAUUCUUCCAGGAGGACUCUCGAGUCCAAGCCGCUUGAGGGGGCGUCAGUGGGAACCUCAAGAGAACGCAUUUGCUCCAAACAAUGAUUCCUUGAAAGAAGUUGUGAAGGAUGACAGUCCUGAUAGACGGGCAUCACAAGAGAGUGAAGUAUCUAGUUCCCUAUCAACACUAUACAGCGCCAACGAGUCCGAAGAAAAGGAUCAACGUGACCCGUUCAUAGAGAGGAAAGCUCCAGGAGGGCUCAGCUCGGACAGUAGAGGGUCACUAUUUGGACCGCGGGUGUCGCACAGAAGGGGCAGGAAUCUGAGCAUCUCAAUCCCAGGUGGACAAACCAUAUUCAAUACUCAGAGUCGCGGACAAGGACAAGGACAACUUCGACCUUCAUUUGUGAGCACACAAGCUGUCGGCGGGCCUCCAAUUUCCUCAUACCUACAACCACCACCGGAACGAUUCCAGCGCAGCGAUAGCUUCCACGCCCGUGAUCAAGAGGGCAUAGCUCUGGCGUUCCCAGCUAGUAACUCAUUUACCAGCAUUCUCACGCCUUCUGUGACCACCGAGGGAGACAGCACUUUGUCUUUUGGUAACAGAAUGAGUGAGAGCCCCAAGCCUGAAGUCCCUGGGCGUGUAAGGCCAGUCUUGCAGGAGAACAGACACAACGUGGCAACGGUGCCGAGCCCAUCGACCAUGACCUCAUCACCCUUUGAUGAACAAGAUAUGCUGUCGCUGUUGAUGGGCACAGGCCCGAAAAGAUCUCUCCCUGAACCGCCGAGGCACAUUGCCCAGGUUGAUCACAUCAUGAUGCCCAAACCGGUCUCGCCGAUGCCCAGACAGGAAUUCUCGCAGCAUUUGCGACAGAUGUCUUCGACGGCGAACACUAUAUACCGCGAUGAGUUACCCUUGGAUGAUCCCAGCGCCAUAUCUACAGGAUCACCACUUCGUCGCUCAACCUCGCGUUCAAAUAAGGACAUGCCGACUCUUCCCCCUCCGUCAAAUGUACCAAGUAUGGGAUCACUCGGCAACUCCAUAAUGGAACUCAGAAGGAUGAACAGCAUGGUUAGUUCGUACAGCGGCCAAUCGCUAGGGUCAUCCACCAAUGAACCCGACUCACCAACGCUGCCCAUGUUGAACUUGACAAGUAGCUUCUCGAGAAGGCACACAAGUCCCGCUACACCUAGGGGAAGCACAUCAGGUCGCCAGAACUAUCUCAACCUUGGAAGUCCUAACAAGAACUCUUCAGGAUCAGUUGCGACGCCCAUGCCUAUCCGUCCACUCCCGGCCAGCCGCAGUGCUCGUUCCAACUUGGGUGUCGAGAUUCGAGAAGAUGACAUCGAAGAGGGAAAAGAGAACCAGGAACCGACGCCUGUGUCGAGUGGACUUCGAGAGACGCGCAAGAAUGUGAAUGUGAAUAUGGGACGAGAUAGUCGGGAUUUGAGCCGAGGGUCAAGCAAAUCCAAGCUUGGAACUGUGAGUGAGCUGAUCGCUGACAAUAAGCGGGAAAGCAAACGCAAGAGCGUUGAGUCAGUGGGAUUGUACGACAAAGAUGGAUUUCUUAACAGCUCGCCUGAUGCAUCAGGGCGAGAGACAAAGGGGCGAUGCCUACGCAUGUAG